Phyllostomus hastatus (greater spear-nosed bat) is the source of this 1518-nucleotide messenger RNA. It is a transcript of the gene SLC2A7, whose product is annotated as solute carrier family 2 member 7. The coding region runs from base 1 to 1518 and encodes 505 amino acids. Gene Ontology annotation, molecular function: hexose transmembrane transporter activity. Lineage: Eukaryota; Metazoa; Chordata; Mammalia; Chiroptera; Phyllostomidae. Gene Ontology annotation, cellular component: membrane. The transcript has 12 exons. The record is from RefSeq and is a predicted model, not a curated record. Gene Ontology annotation, biological process: monosaccharide transmembrane transport.
AUGGAGACACCCAGCCCACCCAGGAAGGGGAGGCUCCGGCCCACGCUGGUGCUGGCGACCCUGAGCGCGGCCUUCGGCUCGGCCUUCCAGUACGGCUACAACCUCGCCGUGGUCAACACGCCGCACAAGGUCCUGAAGGCGUUUUACAACGACACCUACUUCGAGCGCCACGGGACCGUCCCGAGCGAGACAGACGCACUGCUGCUGUGGUCCUGCACCGUCUCCAUGUUUCCCCUGGGCGGCCUGCUGGGGUCGCUGGCGGUGGGCCCGCUGGUGGACAGAUGCGGCAGAAAGGGCACCUUGCUGAUCAACAACAUCUUCGCCAUCGUCCCCGCCAUCCUGAUGGGAGUCAGCAAAGUGGCCAAGGCUUUCGAGCUGAUCAUCUUUUCCCGAGUGGUGCUGGGAGUCUGCGCAGGCAUCUCCUACAGCGCCCUUCCCAUGUACCUGGGAGAGCUGGCUCCCAAGAACCUCCGGGGCACGCUGGGCACGAUGACCGAGGUUUUCGUCAUCCUGGGAAUCUUCCUGGCGCAGAUCUUCAGCCUGCAGGCCAUCCUGGGCAACCCCACAGGCUGGCCGGUGCUCCUGGCGCUCACGGGGGUCCCCGCGCUGCUGCAGCUGCUGACCCUGCCCUUCUUCCCCAAGAGCCCGCGGUACACCCUGAUCCAGAAAGGCGACGAGGACACAGCGCGACAAGCUCUGAGGACGCUGAGGGGCUGGGCCAACGUGGAGGACGAGAUCGAGGAAAUGCGUGCGGAGGACCAGGCGGAGAGGGCCGAGGGCCGCCUGUCCGUGCUCAACCUGCUCACCUUCCGGCCGCUGCGGUGGCAGCUCGUCUCCAUCGUGGUGCUCAUGGCCGGCCAGCAGCUCUCCGGCGUCAACGCGAUCAACUACUACGCGGACAUGAUCUACACGUCGGCUGGCGUGGAUGCCGCUCACUCCCAGUACGUGACCGUGGGCGCCGGCGUGGUCAACAUCGUGAUGACCGUCGUCUCGGCUGGCACCGUUGAAUGUCUGGGGAGACGGCGCCUCCUGCUGGUCGGCUACGGCAUCUGCGGCUCCGCCUGCCUCACACUGACGCUGGCGCUGCUCUUCCAGAGCUCGGUCCCGGAGCUGUCCUACCUCAGCGUCAUCUGUGUCUUCGCCUACAUCUCGGGACAUUCCAUCGGGCCCAGUCCCGUCCCCUCCGUGGUGAGGACCGAGAUCUUCCUGCAGUCCUCCCGGCCGGCCGCCUUCAUGGUGGACGGGGCUGUGCACUGGCUCACCAACUUCAUCGUGGGCUUCGUGUUCCCCUCCAUCCAGGAGGCCAUCGGGGCCUACAGCUUCAUUGUGUUUGCCUGCAUCUGCCUCCUCACCGCUGUCUACAUCUACGUGGUGAUUCCCGAGACCAAGGGCCGCACGUUCGUGGAGAUAAACCGGAUUUUCGCCAAGAGAAACAGAGUGGAGAUUCCGGAGAAAGAAGACAUCCCAGCUGUCGGGCCUCACACACUGUCUCCACCCGCCAAGGAAACUUCCUUUUAG